CCGUGGACACGCAUGCGUCUGUGCUUGUUCCGGCGAUGGGCGUCUUCCGUGUUUGGCGUUGUGUGUCUGGCACCUGGCAACCCUGGCUGGGGGCUGGGACACGGCCGAGAGAUGCAGGCUUCGGCACCGAGGCUGGGCGUCGGCCUCAACCUCAAGGUUCCAGCAACCGCAAGGACCCAGUGGAGGACCAACCCUUCCCCGGGCUUCUGCGGACAGAGAACCUCGGCCCAGAGGAGUUGGCUGACGUGCUGCGGGCAGCUGUGGUGGAUCAGAAAGGACCUCUGGUGACACUGAACAAGCCACAGGGCCUGCCUGUGACAGGGAGACCUGGGGAGCUGACCUUGCUUUCGGUGCUGCCACAGCUGAGCCAGGCCCUGGGGCUUGAACACCGGGAACUCCAGGUUGUGCGAGCACCUGGAAAGGAGGCCUCUGGGCUUGUGCUCCUCUCCAGCUGCCCCCAGACAGCAAGCCGCCUGCAGAAGUUCUUCGUUCACUCAAGGAGAGCACAGAGGCCUACAGCCACCUACUGUGCCAUUACUGAUGGCAUUCCUGAGCCUUCUGAGGGGAAGAUCCACGUAGCCCUGAAGCUGGAACGCAUGGAUGGCAUAGAUCUUGCAAUCCCAGUGACAUCCCCAUCUCGAAAGGACUUCCUAGAAGGUGUCAAGAAGACCCUCAGCCAUUUCCAUGUGAUGGCCACAGGCUGUGGCUGUGCUCUGGUCCAGCUGCAACCCCUGACAGUAUUCCCCAGUCAGCUGCAGGUGCACAUGGCUCUACAGCUCUGCCCAAUGCUUGGGGACCACACCUAUGCUCCUCGAGUGGGCACCGUUCUGGGCCAGCGCUUUCUGUGGCCAGCCAAGACCACCAAGCCCCAGAGGCAGUUUACAGGGCAUUCAGAGAACAGACGUUGCUGAACAACACAAGGAGGCAACAGAUAAAACAAUGUGGGACAGUGCUGCCUGGCCUUCAAAGGGUCAGGGUGCCAGGAAGAAAGCAGCGGUGCUGUCCUAGAUAAAGGAGACCAGAGAGAGACAAAGCCACCAGUGUGGCCACCUUGGUUAUACUGGCCCUCAGACUCAAAACCAGAUCAGCAAUGAAAGAAAUCUAGGGGACAACGGACAUUUGAAAAAUGUGUGUGCCCAGCCCUAUUCAACUUGUUUGUUCUGAGACAAACAUUCAGAGAACAGACCGAGCUGAACAGAUAAAACAGAUAAAAACACAAUGUGGGACAGUACUGCAGGCCCAGGUUGGCCUCAAGCUCACAUACAGCCAAGGAUAACUUUGAACUCCUGAUCCUCCAACCUCAGCCUCCUAAAUCCUGGGAUUACAGGCAUGUGUUGCCAUGUCCCUACAGAAUUUGCUGUUUUAAACUGCAAAUUACUUCCUCUUCCCCAUUUCCUCUCCUUUCUUCCAAGACUACAUUGUUUGUGACAGGACCUUAUAAAUUCCUGGCUGAACUGACAUUUGCUCUGUAAACCAGGCGGGCAGUGAACCUGUGUUGCCCAGUGCUGGGAUUACAGGUGUAGCUCAGUAGAACUGCACAUACUGAACCUGCAGGCCUGGAUUCCAUCUUGGACAACUAGUGAUGACAUCCCUAACAAAGAUGGAACCCUUUUGCCAGCACAUUAUUCUAAGAUGAUCAGGAACCGUAGGAAAAAAGGCCACUCAGGUCAUUUAGUCAGUGUUUUCCCUUCCUGUAGCAAACCUAGACCUCGGUGAAUCCUAGCUGAAAGACCUUAAACGUUGUUCUCAGAAUUCAGAAACCCUUUAAAACAUCCUUUUAAAGGUUUGUUUGUAUGAUAGUUGUUUUUAAGUAGGCUCUCUGAAGCCAAGGCUAGCCUGGAACUCCCUGUGUAACAAGCUUCCCUUGAACUAACAGUGAUUCCCUGUCACAGCCUUCUGAAUACUGGAAGGUGGAGCCCCAUGUCCAGCUGUGGUGGCUAAUCUCAGUUGUCAACUAGACUGGACUGAGAAAACCUAGGAUUUUUAUAAGGCAUGCCCCUGGUGUGCCCCUAGGAGUGUUUCUAGAGAGAAUUAGACUCUGCGGGCUUUGCCCAAUGGAUGACUUCAUCCAUUGGUGGAUUCAGAACCCUGAUAAACUGCUAGGAAAUUGAGCACUGGGGAAAGCGAGGAUUGAUCAGAUAUUUUAUUUCCAUGCUUGGUGUGAUGACUCGUACCUAUAAUCUUAGCACUUGGGACGCUUGAAGCAGGAGGAAUGCCACGAGUUUUAGGUUAGCCUGGGCAACAGCCUAAGUUCUAGGCCAGUCUAGGCUAUUCAGAGCAAGUCCCCAUUUCAAAAAACAAAAACAAAAAUCAAUGAAACAAGGUAAUGUUUUUGAAUAAAAAACAAUUCUAGUUUGGG
Messenger RNA from Mesocricetus auratus (golden hamster), 2359 nucleotides. RefSeq names its product RNA pseudouridine synthase D3 (gene Rpusd3). Gene Ontology annotation, biological process: pseudouridine synthesis. Lineage: Eukaryota; Metazoa; Chordata; Mammalia; Rodentia; Cricetidae. The record is from RefSeq and is a predicted model, not a curated record. Gene Ontology annotation, molecular function: pseudouridine synthase activity; RNA binding. The transcript has 9 exons. The coding region runs from base 36 to 911 and encodes 291 amino acids.